Rhinichthys klamathensis goyatoka is the source of this 2259-nucleotide messenger RNA. RefSeq names its product coiled-coil domain containing 80 like 2 (gene ccdc80l2). Bases 154 to 2259 code for a protein of 701 amino acids. The transcript has 7 exons. NCBI's taxonomy places the organism in Eukaryota, Metazoa, Chordata, Actinopteri, Cypriniformes, Leuciscidae. The record is from RefSeq and is a predicted model, not a curated record.
GGCUGCUCCGCAUGCCUCACAGCUCCACGUUGCUUUGAAGUUUAGAAAUUCCAGGAGUUUCCUGUAACAAGGUCGAACUCUAAUGUGAACCAGAAGCUGUUUUUCUCUCUCUGCCUCCUCACUCUGUUGGUUAGUGGAGUGUGAAGUCUCGAUAUGUCUCGUCUGUGGAUCCUCCUGCUCUUGUUGGCACACUGGAUCAACAGCCCGGUGCUUUCUGCAAAAGCAGGCAAGAAAAAACACCAAGGGAAGAAUCAAAGUGAGUCUGCAACUCCCAAGGAGGACGUUGGUUCAGAUGGGGCUCGCGAAAGUCCGUCAGAGUCGGACUUCUUGGCUGAUUUUUCCGGGAAACACCGCCUGUGGGUGAUCACCGCGCCGUCGCAUGGUGACAACUAUCUGCGUAUGAUGGAGAAACAGAUUCAGGAGUCUGAGGGACUAAACUGUCGCUUGGCAGAAAGAGACACGCUCGUUGUCACUAUUAUUCAGAAUGCCAUGAUGGAAGGCAAAAUCCAACGCACCACCUUGCACGGAGAAGCCACUGUGGAGGUCAUGGACUCUGAAAUGGUGAGCAAACUUCUCCAUUACCUUGAGGUGGAGUACCAUACAUUCUCCAUGUUGAUUCUGAAGAAGAACAUGAGGGUUAGUGAGAGGUUUCCUUACCCGGUUCGUGUUGAGGCCAUCCUUGAGGUCAUUGAUCAGCUGCCUGUGCGAAAGUUGGAGAAGAUCGCUAGAAAGGGCUUACCAGUUAAAUGCAAGAUCACAAAGAAGAGGUUAGUGAUGAAAAAAACAGGUUCCAGCAAGCGUAGGACCUUCAGCCCACAGAGACAAGUGAACACCACGUCCAUCCUCACACAGAAGAUACGUCUAGACAAAAAGGCAACAUUGAGAAACAAAGUCCAAGAUAUUUUGAGAGGACGCUCGCGAUUCGUCAUCCGUAAAACGACGGGCAGCUCAGGCAAUGGCAAACCAUCAACUAAAGCAGGUUCAGAAUCUGGAUCUAAAGGAAAUGAGAGGCUGAAGCAAAACAACCAAAAGAAAACUCCUGAUAGUGACAGAAACAGAGAGCCAGUAACAGAAGUGAAAAAACCUUCUGAAGCAGAUAAAACGCAUGCUGCAAAAUCUCAUUUUGGCACUCUCAAUGAGGAUUUCAAUGGAGAACAAACCGUUGACCAUUCAACCUCUAAAAAGAAAGGCAAAGGAAACGAUGGCAAGAAAAAGGGAAAAGGAGGGAGGAGGAAAUCGCAACGAGAAGCAGAUGAUAAGGAAAAGGCAGCUCUCAAAGAAUUCAUGCAAAACCUCAAAGGGAGAAGAAGACUUGUUGUGAUUUCAUCGCCAAGUGAUGUCUCAAGUCAGUAUAUCAAACAGAGAGAUGAUAAUGAGCUACGUAGCUGUGAGUUUUCCCAAAGAAAGGUCUCAGUGCUGUCCAUAAUGGGUUCAGAUCAUACUCUUACGCUACACAUCCAACACUACCAAGACUCCGAGGCACCACAAGCAUCCUUGCCAGAAAAGUUCAGAAACCCAGAGUUAAUAAGCGAGAUCCGCAGAGAAUAUGGGCUGGACUCCAAAAACUUCUCAAUGGUAUUGACUGACUAUGACCUGAGGCCGAACCUUAACAGGAUUUUCAGCAAGCCAACGGCUCCUUCCGAUUUACUGGAUUACAUUGACAGCUUUCCUUCACGUCAGUCCGAGAAGGAAGACGAGCGAAAAGCUCCAUCACGCUGCUCUAAAGAUGAAACAAACAAUCAGGAGAACUCACUUCUGAGGUUUAUGUCCAAACGAAGACUUCUAAUCAUCUCAGCACCUACAGUAGAUGACUACUCAUUCCAUCAGCAGCUUCAGGCACUCAAUGGACAGGAGUGUCCAAUGGGUAUCCGUCAUUUUGCCUUGUUGAAGAUUGUGGGUACUGGAUCGACAGCUUCAGGAACAGUGGAGUUUUUUCCAUUGAAUGGAAAAAGUCAACCUGAGAAAGAGACGCUCUCGCAGGAUGUGGUGGAAAGUCUCAGAAAUCAGUUAAAGAUAAACAGGGACUACUUCAGCAUGCUGGUGGUGGGUAAGGACGGGGACGUAAAGGCCUGGUUCCCGUCUCCAAUGUGGUCUUUGGGAAGCAUCUACGACCUUGUGGACUCGAUGGAAUUGCGUCAACAGGAACAGAAACUGCAGCAAACACUUGGAAUUCACUGUCCAGAUGAGAAUACUGGGACUUACCAUGGUUACAGAGAAGAGACAGAGGACAGCUAUUUGUACCACAGAUCUGAGGACUAA